UAAACCGACACCGCAAAUAAACGCGCGAAAGUUUGUAAACAUUGUAAUAAAUUUCAAGAACAAAUGGACCCAGCAGAAGUAGAAUUUAUUGCCGAAAAGGAACUUAUAACCAUAGUUCCCAACUUUGGGCUUGACAAAAUUUAUUUGAUUAGUGGUGACAUAGGUCCUUUUAUUGCUGGCAUGCCCAUUGAUGUACCUCUGUGGAUGGCGAUCAAUUUGAAACAGCGACAGAAGGCCAGGAUACGACCACCAGAAUGGUUGGAUGUUGAAAAACUUCGGGAGAAGAAACAAGAAGAAACCGAUUCCAAGUUCUUCACAGAAAUGCCCUGCAAAUGUUACAUAGAGAUGACCACUCUCCUGCUAAAGCAUGCUGUGGAUGACAUUCCCCAUGCUGAUGAGACUCGAACGUUAAUUAAGGAUAUCUGGGAUCUCCGUAUGGCCAAGCUACGCAGCAGCAUCGACACGUUUGUGAAAAGCGAUGCAACACAUGCAAAGUUGAACCACCUGACCUUGAUGGAGCUGAACACCGUACGUCCCUUCCUGACAAAGGCUCUUGACCAGCUCAAUGUUCUCCGUAGCAACACAGGGCCUGGCGCCCAGUACACGCAGGACUGAUGUACGCUGACUUCAGCAACUAGUUAUUGACUGCAGGACUAAGUUAUUUUCUACUGAGGGCGUAUUUUGUCGAAUUUGGUGUCAGAAAUUCGUCCCCUUUGCCCCCCCAGCAAAAUAAUUAAAAAGUAUAUAUUUGUCACCAAAAAUAACAAAUAAUUUCCAUUGAAAUAAAAACCAAUUAAAUAGUGAUUUUUUAUGAAAUUUAGUUAAUUUUGAUAAAAUGCUAUAAAAUCAUUGUCUGUGAUUGUUUUAGAUAAGGAUAUAUAUUUAAAGAAACUAAGUAUUCAUUUAUUAAGAUGAAUUCAAAAUAUUCUUUAUAUAUUCUCCUUGUCAGUUACUAAAAUUAGGUCAUCAAUUUGUGUACAUUUGAACAGGUGAGUGUCAAGGCCAUUAUGACCCUUUUGUUAUUAUAUUCUUUACUACAAUAAGAAAAAAUUCCCUGACAUAGCUGAAAUGUUUAAUGCAUCUUCAUUUUAUGAUAUCAUCAUAAUAUAAAGUUCAUAAGUAAUGUCAUGAGUUUUUUCACAAUCGGGGGGAACGCGGCCUGUUGCCCUUUAAAGUAUGUGAUGUUGCUUUUUGGGGUAAAAAAUGGCAUUUUUACCCAUGAAAAGGAAAAUUGUGAUGCAAGAAAUAUUCGAGUAUGUUCAUUUUUAACCAGGUUUUCCAAGGCUGGCUGGCGGGCUGGCGGAACAAGCUUGUCCGGGCCAUAACUAUGUCGUUCAUUGUCAGAUUUUAAAAUCAUUUGGCACAUUUGUUCACCAUCAUUGGACGGUGUGUCGCGCGAAAUAAUUACGUCGAUAUCUCCAAGGUCAAGGUCACACUUUGAGUUCAAAGGUCAAAAAUGGCCAUAAAUGAGCUUGUCCGAGCCAUAACUAUGUCGUUCAUUGUCAGAUUUUAAAAUCAUUUGGCACAUUUGUUCACCAUCAUUGGACGGUGUGUCGCGCGAAAUAAUUACGUCGAUAUCUCCAAGGUCAAGGUCACAGUUUGAGUUCAAAGGUCAAAAAUGGCCAUAAAUGUCCCUUGAGAUAUAACCUUCAUAUUUGGUAUGCAUGUGUAUAUGUACAAGGCCUUUCCAUACGCACAACAAUUUUGACCCCUGUGACCUUGACCUUGAAGUAGGGGUCUGCGUUUAGGUUUCAAAAUCUGCGUUUAGGUUUCGAAAAAUGCUCAUAACUUCUAUGCCCCUUGAGAUAUAACCUUCAUAUUUGGUAUGCAUGUGUAUAUGGACAACGCCUUUCCAUACGCACACAAAUUUUGACCGUCCGAAAAAAUUACGAAUUAAAAUUCAAAGGUAAAAAAUAGCCAUAAAUGAGCUUGUCUGGGCUAUAACUAUGUCAUUCAUUAUGAGAUUUUAAAAUCAUUUGGCACAUUUGUUCACCAUCAUGGGACGGUGUGUCGCAUGAAAGAAUCACGUCAAUAUCUCCAAUGUCAAGGUCGCCACGACUAAAAAUAGAUUUAUUUUAAAACAAACUUACAAAGGGGGUUAAUUUUGUUUGUUCAUUUCAAAAGUUCAGUUUGAGUUGUCUCCCUUUAUCAGAUUUUUUUUCACAAUGAAAACCUGGUUUUGUGACAAUUUUGUCCCUUGUUAUGUACUUGAACCAUAAUGGAAAACCUUGUUCAUCUGCUGGGUCUCACACAAGCUAACCAAAAAAAUUAUUACUGUAAAUCACUGUGUUAUAAUUCACAGUGUAUUGUUUACUUAAGGCUUGAUUGGACCGCAAAACAAAAAUGCACCGACCUCAUAAUGAAUGUUCUUGUUGUAACUCAGAAUAAUUUACCACCUGGGGGGGCACCUUUAAACGGCAAGUGUUAUGCAAGGUCAAACACCCUUGCUGAGGGAAAGAAAGUUGUCAUUAUAUGUGCCUCCUUUUUUUAAACAAUAAUUGUUGUUAACUCGUGGUGUUUGUUAAUGUUUGGAAAGCAUUCACAUUUGUCAAGAAAAAUAACGGACACUUGUUUAUGAAAAAAAUAGUGUAUCAUCAUGUCAGAAUUGAUGUCGUCUGGUGUUGUGUAAUUUAAGUGCUGUUUUGUAUUGUAAAUUAAUUGUUGAUUUAUGUAUAACAUAAGUGAAUAAAAUGUUGAAUCCC
Molecule: messenger RNA, 2702 nt
Organism: Dreissena polymorpha
Lineage: Eukaryota; Metazoa; Mollusca; Bivalvia; Myida; Dreissenidae
Product: DNA replication complex GINS protein PSF2-like
Exons: 5
Coding region: 64-615 (183 amino acids)
Biological process (GO): double-strand break repair via break-induced replication; DNA replication
Cellular component (GO): GINS complex; nucleus
Source: RefSeq, a predicted model, not a curated record